Molecule: messenger RNA, 1196 nt
Organism: Spea bombifrons (plains spadefoot toad)
Lineage: Eukaryota; Metazoa; Chordata; Amphibia; Anura; Pelobatidae
Gene: DPT
Product: dermatopontin
Exons: 4
Coding region: 100-696 (198 amino acids)
Biological process (GO): collagen fibril organization
Cellular component (GO): extracellular matrix
Molecular function (GO): extracellular matrix structural constituent
Source: RefSeq, a predicted model, not a curated record
CUCAGCUCGCUGAACAUCUGGAAACCAAAUGUUAUAAAGAAUAAAAACGAGUGAGAACAGCAAAUAAUUUCUAUAGACUGUGCCAGAAGAGAAGUGAACAUGAUGCUGUUGCUGGUUGGGUUAUUCUUGCAGUUGGUGACUACAGCAUGGGGACAAUAUGACUACUACUAUUCACAGCACGACUACUCACCAGAUGACCAAUGGGCCAAUCAAUUUAGACAAGGGUUUAAUUUCCAGUGUCCACAUGGACAGGUAGUAGUUGCAAUACGGAGCACAUUCAGCAAAAAGGAAGGGUCCGACAGACAAUGGAACUACGGAUGCAUGCCUACACCUUAUGAUCUUGGUGAGCCUACAGAAUGUUGGUGGGAAGAGAUUAAUAGGGCUGGAAUGGAAUGGUAUCAAACAUGUUCAAACAAUGGGCUGGUUGCAGGCUUUCAAAGUCAGUACUUUGAGGCAGUUCUGGAUCGAGAAUGGCAAUUUUACUGCUGUCGUUACAGCCGAAGAUGCUCCUAUGCUUGUUGGCUGACGCAAGAUUAUCCUUCUCAUUAUGGAAAAGAAGUGGAUAUGGUUCUUUACUCAUAUGGAUAUUACAUCAGAGGAGCAACUACUACAUUCUCUGGAGUGGAAAGGGAUCGCCAGUGGAAGUAUAUAGUAUGCAGAAUGACAGACUUCAACUGUGAAUUUGAAAACUUCUAGAAAUAUGUCCUUCCUAAAAAUGAUUCAAAAAGGAAAAAAAUGCUAUUUCUGCUUUUUCUAUGCUACAUCUGUUUAAAAUGUAAAAUCUUUUAAUGUUUGAGAACAAAUGCAGAAGGGUAGUUAAAGGGCCAUUAUACCUUUUGUUUUAGAUUUUAACAUUUAAGCAGACCUCAUUUGUAAUUUAAACAGCAUCAAGUAAGUAAAGGGACUUUUUUUGCUUAAACUCUUAAGGGAAUGGAUGUACAAACAUAAGGUUUGUGUAAUAGUUUUAUUAAAUGUUCGAACAAAAGUUUAAUGGCAUAUAUAUAACAGCGUUAGGUUUAGUAUAUUGAUGUUUGCUAGAAAACACUAUAUAAUGCUCACUUUGUUUUACAAAUACAACUACUACAAAUACUUAAGGAUACAGUGCACAUUAGCACACUAUUGGGAAAAACAUAAAAAUGUACAUGAAAUAUAGAAAAUAUAAAUUUAUGCAUAAUAAAUUCUACGCAGCUUUUAAA